GCUCGCUCCAUGUCCGGCCGCCAUAGUACUUGAGGGAAUCGAGUCGCGUGCGUGUAUUUUCUGCUUCGUCGCGUUUACCUUCUCUCUCUCUCUCUCUUCUCUCUCUCUCUCUCACACACCCAUUUACACUCGCUCGUUCGUUUCGUCGUACACGACAUACCCAGCCGUGCCGUCCGCAGCAAGGAACGCGCCGAUCCACGACGAUCCUUGCCCACUGUUCACGCGUCCGUCGCAACAUCGCGAUACUUGGAAUCCACGGGGAUAAACAUCCUCGGUAAAAUAAUCAAAGAUGGAUGUUCAGACAGGACUUAUAUACGUCGGCAUUGUUGUCAUCUCUGCUGUAGCUAUCCUCUGCAUUUCAAUGUUUGGUAUAAAAGAGAAAUCUUAUGAAGAAGCAAUUGCCGAACAGAGAAAACUUCCCGAUGAUCUGUUGUCAAAUAAAAAGGAUAAGAAUAAAGAAAAGAAGCACAAGAAUAAAGCAGGAAAGAAGGUGAAAGAGAAGAAAGAAGAAAAAGAUGAUAAAGAAGAUAAGGAGGAUAAAGAUGAAAGAACGGAGCAUGUACAAUUUGAAGAAACUCCUCAAAUAUUGCCACCUGAGCCACCAGUACAGGAAAGUAACAAAGGCAAUAAGAAGAAAGGAAAAUUUGAAAAGAUAAAACCAAUCCUCGUAAAUAAAGACGAGCCUCCAGUCAUUGUGACUGAAUUAAAUUCCUCGCAACCUCCCUUGGCGGAGGCUAAUCAUUUUGAUCUUAUUCAUCCAAAAGAUGACCUUGAACUCGUACGGAGUCAGAGUAAGGAGAAUCUUCAACAGAUUUCCCAAACUGAGACAGUGGAGAGGAUCAAUAAAUCACCAAAGGAUACUCCGACUAAGUCGAAAAAAAAUAACAAAGAUACUAUGAAAAAGAGAGAUGAAAACGUUAAAGAGAAACAAGAUGAGAAACAGGAUACUAAUAAUUAUUCUAAUGCUUCAUCAGUCAAUAAAGAAACUAUGAAAGAAGUAAAGGAGCAGCAGAAAGAAACACCAGUUAAGGAAGUAAGGGAAGUUGUUAAGGAAGUUGUAGUUCAGCAGUUACCGAGCAAAGAACCGAAAAAAACAAAAAAGAAGAAUGAUAUUUUAUCUCAGAUUGAUGGGGAUGCUGUUAAUGUUGAACUCUUAAUGCUAUGUAUUCAAAAGGCAGAACUUAGUCGAUCUGAAAUACAAAUCUUAACGAAUCAACUCUUAAAUAAGCAGCAGGACAAUCCGUUAGAGCAUUCUGAAUGGACAGAAGGUCGCGCUGACCCUGUUAUUAAGUUGAAGAAACAAUUGGCGGAGAAGGAAAAAGCAUUAGCUGACGAGCACGAAGCAAGCGUGGCCUUUCAAAACAAGUUGAAAGAAUUGCGAGCUGAAUUUAAUACGGAGAAAUCUAGACUUUCAGCAAACAUUAGACAACUUGAAGAAUCAUUAAACGUCAAAAUCACCGAAACUCAGACAUUGCACACACGAAUGCAACAUAUUUUAGAAAGUCAUGUUGCAGAAAAGCAAGGUUUUGCUAGACAGAUUGAACAACUGCAGACCAAAGUGAAUGAAGAUGCCACUAUUAUUCACAAAUUACAAGAAGAUCAAGGACAAACUCAGGGCCAUUUGCAGCAAGAACUGAUGGCGCAACGGAAACAAAUGGAGGUGCAAUUUGCUCAAAUGCGCGAAAAUGAAAAUGCGUUGAAGUCACAGCUGACUCAGAAGCAUGUGGAGAUGCAGGAUUUGCAAAAUGAACUACAAGCUACUUGCGAAAGUAGUACCGCAGAGAUAGAGGUUUUACGCCAGCAAUUAGGAAUAAUGCAAGGUCAACUGAUGCAUUCGGAAGGACAAUUGCAGCAUUUCAAAGAAACUAAUGAUCGACUACAAGACGUCGCUAGGCAACUUGAGGAAUCUCAUCGUGCGCAUACUGAUUUAGAUCAUAGAUUAAAAAGUGCACAUCGACAUGAACAGGAAUUGCAGAAACAAGUAAACUCACUGCAGGCUGAAUUAAAUCAUGCUAAAAAUGAAGCCAAUGAAACGCCUACCUUAAAAAUGGAACUCGGCAAGGCUCAAAGUGAAUUAAUAAAAUUAAAAUCAGAGUUAUCAGCCACAAUGAACGAAGCCAAAUCAGAAGCGGCCGAAAUUAUAGCUUUGAAAAAUCUAUUGAGUAAUAAGGAGGAAGAACUCAAGAGAUUGCAAGACAAAUUUAAUAUCGUACAGAAUGAUUUGCAACAAUCUAGUGCGCAAGUUACGCAUGUGGAGUCCAAAUUAAAUUCUGUACAGAAAGAAUUAACUAUAUUAAAGAUCGAUUUUGAAAGAACAGAACAUAAUUUAAAAGAAGCGAAAAACGAAACAAAUAAGUAUCAAAAUGAAAUGCAAACAUUACAAGAACAAUUGGCAAGCGUACAAACGGAAUUAGCUAAAGCUCAUGCUCAAAUCAGGGAAUUUAAUAAAACUACGAAUGAAUUGAAAGCCUUACAAAUCGAGGUAAAUAGAUUGCAAAGCAACGAAAAAAAGAUAGGAGAUGAACAAUUUCGAAUUAUGAAAUUGCAAGAAGAGAACGAUAAAUUGCGCGCUGAGCUUGCGAAUAUCAUAGAGAAACAAAAAGAGCAACAGCAUGAGGAGAACAAAAUUCUCACAGACAAAUUACCUACUAUUGAACAUCAACAUGCCAAUUUAGAAGAAAAAGCUUUAUUAGAAACAUUGACAACCAAGUUAAUGCACAAGGAAGAAGAACUUAGUAAGAUAAAUGAACGAUUACAUCUAUUAGAAAGUGAUGCAGAUAAAAAACAACAUUUUAUUACGCAACUAGAAGAAGCUUUGGAAGUCCAAAAAUCUAAAAAUAAUGAGCUGCGCACAAAAAACUGGAAAGUGAUGGAAGCUCUUACUGCUGCUGAGUCACGUGCCAAAUCUAGUGAUGAGAAGAACGUUGAACAGGCAAUACAAAAGAUUAAAGAGGAACAAGAAGAAAUAACAAAGGCACUUUUACAAAGGAUAUUCCCAGAGAUUAAAGUGUGCGAGAAAACACAUGAACAAUGGUUGAAAUCCUUUGAAGAUAAAGUAUGUACUAUUUUAAAUGAAUUAAAACACAAAAACUCAGAUCAAACAAAUCCAGAUUUGGAAAGACAGAACAAAAAUCUGCAAGGCAUGGUUUCACAUUACAAACAAAUUAUUUAUGAUACGGAAGGUAUGCUUAAUAAACUACAAAGUCAUAUAGAAUCCGAAGAAACGAGGUGGCAAUCGCAACUUCGGCAAAAGGAAAAUGAAGUAGUGAACCUUAGAGUAGAACUUAAUGAUAUGCAAGCUAAAUUAAUCUCAAAUGAAGAGUUUAAACAAAAAGUGAAAGAAUUAGAAGAUCAUGUAGAACAAAAUUGUACUGGAACAUUAUUUAAAACACAAAGACCCACAUCUUGUGGAGAACUAGAUGACAAUGAACUUGUUUCUUUAGAACAAUUACAAGAGGAGAAGGCCCGAUUAUCGCAAGAAUUAGAAGUAGAAUGCAAUAAGAGGGCGACAUUGGAUGCGGAAGUAAUAAAAUUGCGUUCUCUUGUUGAAACUAGUGAGGCGAGUUUAGUUUAUGAGAAAAAUCUUGUCACACAACUUCAACAAGAAGUAUCCCAACUCAAGAACGAAAUUUGUGGAGGCUGUAGCAGUUCAGAACAAUCUAUGCUGAAUGGUCCACCCAUAUCAGACUCUCUUCAAUCUGAGCAAUCAGAUAAUAAUGUAUCUGGAAUGCAGCCUCCUCUAGCAUCUCAGGCUCUGAUAGCUGCAUUAGAAAAUACUCUGCUCAAGAAUACAGAGUUUGCAAACUGUUCCGUAACCAAAUCUGUCAAUUUGGUUAAUCAAUCUGAACAAGAAAUUGAGAACAACUCCCUUACUACAAAAUAUUCCUCCAAAUCUUGUCAUAUGACAGAUCACAAUACACAGGCUAAUUGGAACCCAAUGAUUGGCCAGCAACAUAAAAAGCACAAGAAAAAGAGGAAGUCCACUAAGAAAACCAUGGCAAAACGGCGCAGAUUCGCAGGGUGGUUCAGGAAAAAAAUAACUUCGAAAAAUAAACUACGCUAGUGCAGUGCAAGUACUGGUGAUUAAAAAGAUGGGAUAUGCAAAUGCAAAAAAGCGAAUGCAGCAUUACUAUAUAGGUAUACAUAGCAUACUUUGCUACUCAGAAGACUAAUAUAAAGUGAAAAUAUUACGGAUAAUGUUUAUUGUAAAAAAAUAUCAUAUUUUAUUAUGUGGAGAAAAUAUAAAUAAUUAAACUCGUAGUAAUUAAAUGAAAAAUCUCUUGAGAUACUUGCAUAUGUGAUGGUUAUAUAAUUUAUAAUUACAGAUAGCUAUACAUGAUGUAAAAGUUAUCAAAAUUGUACGUUAUACAUUACUGAUAUUAAUUGUUUAUAGAAUCUAUAAACUAUAACAAUUUAUAAAUUUUAAUUAUGUUAUGAGACUUAUAAGAACGUAACGCUUAAAGGAUGUUCUUACAACUUAAAAAACAAUUGUAUAAUUAAUGAAUGAAUUCCAUGACUUCAUGAUUCAUUAUUUGUAUUAUGAUAUUGAUUCUGAUAUUAUUUCUGAGUCACAGUUAGUGUUUA
Molecule: messenger RNA, 4584 nt
Organism: Pogonomyrmex barbatus (red harvester ant)
Lineage: Eukaryota; Metazoa; Arthropoda; Insecta; Hymenoptera; Formicidae
Cellular component (GO): endoplasmic reticulum membrane
Source: RefSeq, a predicted model, not a curated record